Molecule: messenger RNA, 2375 nt
Organism: Macroventuria anomochaeta
Lineage: Eukaryota; Fungi; Ascomycota; Dothideomycetes; Pleosporales; Didymellaceae
Exons: 3
Coding region: 1-2193 (730 amino acids)
Biological process (GO): regulation of DNA-templated transcription
Cellular component (GO): nucleus
Molecular function (GO): transcription cis-regulatory region binding; DNA-binding transcription factor activity, RNA polymerase II-specific; zinc ion binding
Source: RefSeq, a predicted model, not a curated record
AUGAACAGCAAACAGGCAGCUUGUUUGAACUGCCGCCGAAGCAAAAUCAAGUGCCGGCGCGAUGAGGGAGCGCCAAACUGCGAAAGAUGCACGCACCUGGGAGCUGAAUGCGUGAUACCAGAAUUCCACAUCGGCAGGCAGAAAGGCGUGAAGAACAAACGGUCAGGCCUCGAGAAAGCCAUCUUCCAAGUUGAAGAAGCAAUCAAGAAGCGCAAAUCUGAUGCGCCUUCCCAUCGGAGCACCCUGGAGCAGCUGCAGAAGCUGCUCAACGAGGCGCAAAAUGACGAUAGUACACCACCUGCUCAAACGCCCGGAUUGAACAGCAUGAAUGACCCAUUCGCGUCCGACUCGAGAGACAUGAAGCCUCCCGCAACACUUCAGCUUUCUGAAAGAGAUCAUGCAGGGGGCUCCAGCGACGACCAACUUGCAGUCGAAGACGUCGAAAAUCCUCUGCAACUUCUAGCCCGCGCAUCAGAUCUUCGCAUCACGUCGCCACAUACUCUCGAGAACAACAUCUCAACACCCGGAAGUAAAAUUAACGGCAGUGAACACAGCGCGUUUUUGGACGUGCACCAGUUCUUCCUACCGAUGAAAGCCAAUUUUGACCAAGGACCAGGCUACGACCCUAUCGAUAUUGGACUAGUGACUAAGGAGGAAGCAAAGACGCUCCUCACAUACUUCCACCAAAAGCUGGCGCACACUCGGUGGGGCCUUGAUCCUAUGGUGCACACACUGGACUUUGUCCGGUACCGCUCGUCGUUUCUCUUCACCACGCUUCUGGCAUUCACAGCUGUGUUUUUGCCCGAGACUGCCUCUCUGGCCAAACGAUUGCUCAUCCAUCGAAGGUUUUUGGCAGAGCAGGUCAUCGUUAAGAAGUUCAGAUCUGUUGAGAUUGUACUGGCGUUCAUGGUCAGCAUUCCUUGGAUGCCUCCUGGACAGCAUGCCACCGACGACGAUACGAGCCUCUACCUUGCCACCGCUCUUUCAAUCGCUCUAGACCUUUCUCUAGACAAGGUUAUUACUCCGUCCUCGACAUUCAAUGCAGACCUUAUCAGGCAAGUACCUCGAGGCGAAUGCCUUGAUGCUGGCAAAGCCUUAGCCAUGGACGGCCUCGAAGAUGUUGAUGCAGAUUCGGCCUGGGGGAAGAGGUUAUUGCGCCGAAGGGAAAGAACCUGGAUUGCACUCUUUGUUCUGGAACGAGGUGUGUGUCUGGCCCGAGGUCGCAGCUAUUGUGUCCCAAAGACACCACUAAUCCAGCACUGCGAUUAUUGGCCUUCCAGUCUGGACUCAGACCUGCAGGAUGGUCCGCUGGUGUCCAUGGCAGCUCUUCGCAGAGAUCUCGACGAUUUAUUCGCCAACGUCAGGGCGAGAUGCGACAGCUAUCGCGUCAUUGAUGUUGGUCUCAAGGUGGCACAUGAGAUCGAGAGGGCAAUUGAUGAGUUCUUCGACAAGUGGCUUCAUACAUGGACGUCGGUCAUUGGCGACUUCGAGCAUAAGACAUUGCCGCCUUAUGUCGAGAUUCUCGUCACACAUACCAGGCUUUCCACAUACAGUAUGCUACUCAACCACCCUAGCGCACCGCCAGAGGUCAAGCGGUCCUUCCGGGCCUCCGCGGUGUCUUCGGCGCUGAAUGUCAUGCGAGCCGCCAUCCAAGGCGAGUCGCGUCUCAAGUCGAUGCCGAACAAUACAGUCACAAUGAUUUGCUUUGCUGCAAGUAUCGCCCUUGCCCUGAGCGCACCGACGUCUAGGAAGCGUAGCAACCAGAACCUCGCACCCAGCGUUCGCAAGCUCAUACAAGAGACUGCCACGGUCCUGGAGCGCAUUGGAAGCACACCAAGCCAUCGCAACGGCGCAUCUGUUGUAUACGGUCGAUUCUUACGAGUCCUCGUCAAACAAGCACCUAGCUUGGAAGCAGCAUCUGCAAUGGCUUCACAGCCGUAUGCACUCCCAGUUUCACAGCACAAUCUCGGUUUGUCUCCGCCACUUGCGGAUGGUACACAGCAGUUCCCUUCUCUGGAAUCUAUCUCAGGCUUUGGCGACCCGCUGCCGUUCUCCGCCAUGUCCUACAAUGAGGUGAACGAGGCGGUGACCAACCUGGACUUCUUCACGACCCCACAGCUGGACAUCUGGAAUGAUGAAAACUCAUACAUGUGGAACGACAUGAUGAAUCUGCCGGACUUUAACUUUCCUUGAGGAGCCCCUAGACUCAUCUUGCAGUUGAACGGAACCCUGCAGUGCACAACAAGGGCAGGAGUCCAGCUUUUGACCAAGCAGUCCGUAAGGUUGCUUGUGCGUACAGCUUAGCACUUCGACUCCAGAAUUGAAACUGCCGAGCAGCACAUACCAUCUCAACAUCGGACGUUCUUUUGUUCGAC